Molecule: messenger RNA, 1158 nt
Organism: Saccharomyces mikatae IFO 1815
Lineage: Eukaryota; Fungi; Ascomycota; Saccharomycetes; Saccharomycetales; Saccharomycetaceae
Gene: TAM41
Product: putative phosphatidate cytidylyltransferase
Exons: 1
Coding region: 1-1158 (385 amino acids)
Biological process (GO): cardiolipin biosynthetic process; CDP-diacylglycerol biosynthetic process
Cellular component (GO): mitochondrion
Molecular function (GO): phosphatidate cytidylyltransferase activity
Source: RefSeq, a predicted model, not a curated record
AUGUUACGAGUUUCUGAAAAUAGUCUACAUUUGCUGCAGAGAUGCCAUUCGAUUCACGCAAGCGUGUUGAGAAGAUUUCUAAGUACACAUGUAAAGGAGGGAAAAGUUCCCCUAGAUGAUGCUGGCAUUAUCCCUGACGGAACUAUUUAUGAAAGACGGAACCAACAUAUAGAAGGAAUUACCAAAGAGAGCGACCUGGAACUCUUAGAAAAGGGUAUAAGGAAAUCGGACGAAAUGACUUCCAAUUUCACAAACUAUAUGUAUAAAUUUCACAGACUUCCUCCUAAUUAUGGGAGCAAUCAGCUCAUCACCGUCGAAAAGGAGCUACAGAAGGAACUGGAUGGAGUUAUGGCAACAUUUAAGGCCCCAUGCAGGUUUGCAUUUGGCUACGGCUCAGGUGUUUUCGAGCAAGCGGGGUAUUCCAAGAAAAGUAGUAAACCACAAAUCGAUAUUAUAUUGGGUGUCACAUAUCCAUCACAUUUCCACUCCAUUAAUAUGAGACAAAAUCCUCAGCAUUAUUCCAGCUUGAAAUACUUUGGUUCCGAGUUCGUUUCUAAGUUCCAGCAGAUUGGUGCAGGUGUGUACUUUAACCCGUUUGCCAAUAUAAAUGGGCAAGACGUAAAAUAUGGUGUUGUUUCUAUGGAAACACUUUUAAAGGAUAUAGCUACCUGGGAUACAUUCUAUUUGGCGGGGCGAUUACAGAAGCCUGUGAAAAUAUUGAAGAACGAUUUAAGGGUACAAUAUUGGAACCAGCUAAACUUGAAAGCCGCGGCUACAUUAGCCAAGCAUUAUACCCUAGAGAAAAAUAACAAUAAGUUUGAUGAGUUUCAAUUUUAUAAGGAGAUCACCGCUUUGAGUUACGCAGGUGAUAUUAGGUAUAAACUGGGUGGAGAGAAUCCUGACAAAGUCAACAACAUUGUUACUAAAAACUUUGAAAGAUUUCAAGAGUAUUACAAACCCAUUUUCAAAGAGGUGGUCCUAAAUGAUUCAUUUUAUCUUCCAAAAGGAUUUACUUUAAAAAAUACUCAAAGACUUUUACUCAGCCGUAUAAGUAAAUCAAGUGCAUUGCAAACCAUCAAAGGGGUUUUCACAGCUGGAAUCACUAAGUCAAUCAAGUAUGCUUGGGCCAAAAAACUGAAAUCGAUUAAAAGAAGUUAG